GUUAAAUGAAUAUGAAAGAGUAUUUCUUUCAAUGAAGAAUGUACUUAGUUACUUACCUACCUACUUACUUACGUUUGUUAUCCCUCAUGGAGGAGUAUGGGUCGUUCAUGAACAUUCUCCCAUAUGAAUGUAGGAUCUAUAAAAUAAAUAAAUCAUUAAAACAAAUUGAAUUUACAUUAAUAUUAAACAUUGACUAUUAUAAAGUGUUUAUAUAUUACUUAUAUACUACUACUAUUACCACUACGACUACUACUACGACUAAUAAUAGUAAUAAUACAUUAUAAUAUAUAACAGGGAACUAUUCAUUUCACAUAGAAACUAUAUUCACAUAUUAUUGAUGAUUUAAUUCAUGAAUAUAACAAAUCAAUAUGUUACAAACAAUAAGAUCAAAUAAUAUAACCCCUAAUAUAAAUUUCCCAAUAUGUUGUCUUCAAGUUGUCGAUCACCAUGGUAACAGUAAUAAUAAUAAUAAUGAUAAUAAUAUGACUAUUAAUAUGAUGAAUAUACCAUUGAACAAUAUAAAGAAACAAACACUUAAUAAUGAAACUAUUGAAUCGAUGUAUGAAAAAGCAAAUGAUUUAUUAAAUAAAAUGAAAAAACGUAGAAAAGUUUUAAAAAAUAAACAAACAAAAAUACAAAAUCAUGAUCAUGAUUGUAACCAUGUUAGUACUGCUACUACACCUAAUACGAUUACUACUUAUUGGCUUGAAAAUAAUGAAAAAUUAUUUCAUAAAAAUAGAUAUGGUGAGUAAUA
This is a messenger RNA of Schistosoma margrebowiei, 754 nucleotides long. The record is from the annotation of a GenBank genome assembly. NCBI's taxonomy places the organism in Eukaryota, Metazoa, Platyhelminthes, Trematoda, Strigeidida, Schistosomatidae.